Messenger RNA from Aedes aegypti (yellow fever mosquito), 940 nucleotides. RefSeq names its product ejaculatory bulb-specific protein 3. NCBI's taxonomy places the organism in Eukaryota, Metazoa, Arthropoda, Insecta, Diptera, Culicidae. The record is from RefSeq and is a predicted model, not a curated record. The transcript is spliced from 3 exons. Bases 209 to 586 code for a protein of 125 amino acids.
GCUGUUGCUUCUGCUGCUGGCGGAGGAGUGGUGGAAGCUAUAAAGCCAAUAAGCUGUUAGCGUCGUCCGAUUAGUAGUAGUUUAGUGUUGUUACUAGCGAGGUGGAAGAAAGCGUGAGCAGACUGCGAGAGAGAUCAUUACACCGCCACAUAGAAUAGCGAUACAACUCCUUACUCACCCCCCACCAAAGCAAUAAAACUACAGAACGAUGAAAUCCGUCUGCCUGAUUGUGUUCGGCGUCGUCGCCCUGGUGGCCACCGUUUCGGCCCAGCAGAAGUACACCGACAAGUUCGACAACAUCAACGUGGACCAGGUGCUGAGCAACGAUCGGAUUCUGAGCAACUACCUCAAAUGUUUGCUGGAGAAGGGACCCUGCACCCAGGAGGGCCGGGAGCUCAAAAAAACCCUCCCCGACGCCCUGCGCACCAACUGCGAAAAGUGCAGCGAAAAGCAGCGAACCAACUCCCGCAAGGUGAUCAGCCAUCUGGAAUCGAAGAAACCGGCCGAGUGGAAGAAACUGCUGGACAAGUACGACCCGGAGGGCAUCUACAAGAGCAAGUUCGAGAAGCUCAACAAGCGGUCCUAAAGUGCCCUAGCUCUUGGGGAGCUUUAGAUGGAUGGAUGGAUGGGUCAUCUAUUUUUUGUGAUAGAUUUUGAACCGCUCGCAGAUGCGGCUCAACUUGUGGGUGUCAGCGACAGUUGUUUCGAGGGUCAACUACAACAGUAGCAGCAGCAGCAGCAGUAUUUCAGUUGGAGGAGUCAAAUGACGGCAUUUUUUUAUCGCCAAUGACAAACAUUAAUCGGUACAACAUAAAUAGGCACGCGCGAUGUAUAUCCACCUUUACAGUUUAGUUAGUGUAAGUUUUCAUAGACCUAAGAAUGAUUUUUAAGUAGAAUCGGCUGUUGAAGUACAGAAAGAAUAAAAAUGUUGUAAAUUUUA